Messenger RNA from Durio zibethinus, 1296 nucleotides. RefSeq lists its product as uncharacterized. NCBI's taxonomy places the organism in Eukaryota, Viridiplantae, Streptophyta, Magnoliopsida, Malvales, Malvaceae. The record is from RefSeq and is a predicted model, not a curated record.
UCCAUUAUUUCUUUCUCUGAAAGGAAACAAAAGGCAAGGAGCGUUAAACUUAAAAAAGAAAAAAGGGUUUGGCCCUCUUCUUUUCCUUUUUAUUAUCCUCAAAAGCAGAGAUAUAAACAAAAAUCCCAAAACAAGACGAAGAAAAACUAAAAAAAGCUGAUAACAAUGGCUAUGUCUGUCCCCAUUUUAGCCAUCGUCACUUCCCUCCAUCUUAUUGCCUUCGUGUUCGCCGUCGGCGCCGAACGGCGCCGUAGCUUCGCAAAGGUGGUGCCUGAUCAGUACGAUGAGAAAACCUACUGCGUCUAUAGUACGGACGCCUCUACAGUGUACGGACUAUGUGCCUUUGGUCUGCUUUUGCUAAGCCAGACCAUCGUUAACGGCGUCACUCGAUGUCUCUGCUUUGGAAAAGGCCUUCUUACCGGCGGUUCAUCCACCACUUGCGCCAUCUUUUUCUUCGUUUUCUCCUGGAUAAGCCUUUUGGGAGCUGAGGCAUGUUUACUGGCGGGAUCAGCACGGAAUGCAUACCACACCAAAUACAGAGGAAUCUUUGGCGGAGAUGACUUAUCAUGUGCUACCCUCAGGAAAGGUGUCUUUGCUGCUGCAGCUGCUCUUACUUUGUUAUCAUUACUGGGAUCAAUCUUCUAUUACUGGGCUCACUCUAGAGCUGAUACUGGUGGAUGGGAGAAACAUCAGAAUGAGGGCCUUGGAAUGACCAGUUCUAGUUAUGCACAGCAGCCACCUGAAUUUGGGAAGGUCUAACUCUCAUUGUGCUUUAGGUUGUUUGAUUUCCACAUUUUUGGUGUUUUAUGUUAAGAAUUAAUGGACUGAAUGAGCUGUGCAUGAAUAUAUAUUAUGUAGUUUCAAAGACAAAUUAUAUAGGGUAUUAUGGUUAGUAAUUGUCAAUAUUUACCAGUUUACUUGGUCUCGGUUUCGUUGAUGAUCGAUCCCAUCCAGUAUUCCCCAUUGCCCCUUCUAAAUGUUUCAUGUUAGUUACAACCGAAAAUCAUAUUUAAUGCAAUGCUUUAUAUCUUAAUUAUCUUUAAUUAAUUGUUUCCCAACUCAAGAGACGGCAUAGAAUGGUAGUAGGCGCAGUAGCAACAACAAUUGGUGAAACGUUUAGUUAUCAAGGUGCUAAACUUUGAAUGAACCGAGAAAAAUUGUCCAGGUAAUAUAAAAUCACGUUAUCGAAAUUCCCCUUCAUUGUGCACCCAACGCGUUUUACCUCGGUUGCUUGCCCUCUUCUUCCAUCAACAACGGCCCAAUCGUCUGAGCCACCAACACCUCACGUGCUGUAAA